This is a messenger RNA of Trematosphaeria pertusa, 747 nucleotides long. RefSeq names its product translation initiation factor eIF4e. Gene Ontology annotation, biological process: translational initiation. The coding region runs from base 1 to 747 and encodes 248 amino acids. The transcript has 2 exons. NCBI's taxonomy places the organism in Eukaryota, Fungi, Ascomycota, Dothideomycetes, Pleosporales, Trematosphaeriaceae. Gene Ontology annotation, molecular function: RNA 7-methylguanosine cap binding; translation initiation factor activity. The record is from RefSeq and is a predicted model, not a curated record. Gene Ontology annotation, cellular component: eukaryotic translation initiation factor 4F complex.
AUGGCUGGUCGCUUCCCCGCACUCACCACUUCCAACCUUCCUCCCGCGACUCCACAGGAGAAGUCUGCCACCGCUUCACCGGCCCGCGGCUCCGCUAUGCUCAAUUCCAUCUUCAAGUCGGUGCGUGUCCCAGAGUUUCGCCACAAAUGGCAAUUCUGGGCAGAGAAGGGCGUGCAGCCGGGCUCGUCAUCCAAGUCCAGCGCCGCCGAAGACUACGCCAACCGCCCGAAGCCGCUCGGUGAGCCGAUCGUCUCCGUUAAGGAUUUCUACCAGCACUUCAAUAACAUCCCCCUCGAGGGCCUCAAGAUGCGUGACGCAAUCCAUCUCUUCCACGCGGGUGUCAAGCCGGUCUGGGAGGACCCACGCAACUCUCGCGGCGGCUCAUACUACUUCCGCGUCCCCAAGGAGCUCGCCCCCCAGUUCUGGCACGAGAUCUGUCUCCUUGCUGUCGGUGAUGUGCUCCAGGCCGCCGUCGAGACCAAGCGGGAGUCGUUCAACGACGAUAUCUGUGGGAUCUCCUACAGCAUGCGCUGGAACGCGGUUCAGAUCCUCGUCUGGACCCGCGACGCCGACAACGAGGCGGGCAAGGAGCGCCUAUUGGCUACAAUCGUGGACAAGAUCAGCGAGGAGCUGAAGCCCAAGAAUCAGAAAGACUACUGGUACAAGCCGCACAUCAUGCAUACGGAUUUCCAGCAGGACGCUGCUGCCCCUUCAGCACCCAAGACGACGGCGCCUACGGCUGAGUAG